This is a messenger RNA of Brachypodium distachyon (stiff brome), 1845 nucleotides long. Its product is annotated as transcription factor bHLH57. The coding region runs from base 461 to 1396 and encodes 311 amino acids. The record is from RefSeq and is a predicted model, not a curated record. Gene Ontology annotation, molecular function: RNA polymerase II cis-regulatory region sequence-specific DNA binding; DNA-binding transcription factor activity, RNA polymerase II-specific; protein dimerization activity. The transcript has 4 exons. Lineage: Eukaryota; Viridiplantae; Streptophyta; Magnoliopsida; Poales; Poaceae. Gene Ontology annotation, biological process: regulation of transcription by RNA polymerase II.
AUUCACUUGUUACCCAGAUCAAUCAGUCGAUGGAAAUCCCCUUUCAAACGCCAGCCAAUUCGUGAUAUCUCCCCGUUGUGACCCUACUACUCGGCAAUCUCUCUCACAAGAGACAACUCCUCCGUCCCCUAUCACACUCACUCCAGCCACUGAGGAGCCACCCAGCCUAGGUUGCCCACUGGUGCCCCCUGCUACUAGUAGCAGCAGCUGGGAGGGAAAGGGAGAGGGAGGGAGGAGGAGACCAUAUUUAUUGCAACAGUAUAGCUGCUCCUGCCGCUGCUCCACUUGCAUUGGAGGAGCUAGGAGGAAGAAGAAGAGAAAGAGGAACAGUUGCUGUUGAUAGCUCCUGCAAGCUUGCUGCCUCGGGGGCUCAUUACUCAUUGCCGCAGUUAUUGCUACCCCUGUUUACACCACCACCACCUGCCUGAGCCUGAGACCGAGCCCGGCCACUCUAUCUCUAAUGGAGAGGAUGCAGCUGCAAGGGCCCAUCAUCACCUCACUGUGGGGGGAGCAGGCGGCAGCGACGGCCGCGGCGCAGGUGCCGUUCCUGGCGCUGCUCCAGGGCGCCAUGGCGGAGGAGCAGGACGACGACAAGCGGCAGUACGCCGCCUUCGCGUGCCCCCGGACGGAGGACGCCGGCCUGCUCGAGAGCUGCGUCACUCAUGCCACGGCGCCGGCGGCGAACGGUGGCGUGCCCGGGCAGCAGCGGCGGAGGAAGCGGCCAAGGGCGCGCCCGCGGGCGGCGCCGGCGCCGGAGGCGAAGAGGAAGAAGCCCGCGGAGGAGGCGGAGUGCCAGCGGAUGACACACAUCGCCGUGGAGCGCAACCGGCGCCGCCUCAUGAACGACCACCUCGCCUCGCUCCGCUCCCUCAUCCCCUCCGACUACAUCCCACGCGGUGACCAGGCGACGGUGGUGGGGGGAGCGAUCGACUACGUGAAGCAGCUGGAGCAGCAGCUGGUGGCGCUCCAGGCGGCGUCCGCGGCGGCGCGUCGAGGCUCCGUCUCAGUCUCCGGCGCCGUCGGGGUGGUGGUCGGGACGGCGGCGACGGCGGCGGCGGACGGCGUGUUCGUGGCGCCGCAGCACACGAGCUACUCGUCGCCCUCGGAGCAGGGAGCGGCGGGGGUGGACGUGGAGGCGAUGGCGGCGGUGGGUGGCCACGUGCGGGUGCGCGUGGCGGGGCAGCGGUGGCCGGGGCGGCUGGUGCGCGCCGUCGCCGCCAUGGAGGACCUCCGCCUCGCCGUGCUCCACCUCGCCGUCACCUCCGUCGGGCAAGACGCCGUCGUCUACUGCUUCAACCUCAAGAUUGAGGAAGGGUGCGAGGUGGCGACGGCGGACGAGGUGGCGGCGGUGGUGCACCAGAUCUUCGCCUACGCCGCCGGCGUCGGCGUGUGCUAGCUGCUGACGAUCGAGACUUGGUAGUGACCGGCCGGCGCAUGCAUGCAGGAGUAUGGUCGAAGUCCAACAGAUGAUGAGCGGCACGUAUGCAUGGUAACGUACGUGCGACGACAAGUCAAAACUGGCAGAGGGUGACCAUGCAUGCAUGCAAGAGGCCACGGAGGACGGCGACGCGGCCAGAGCCCGGGCCCAUGAGCUGCGGACGAGACAGACCUCCUCCACUGCUAGCUUUUAGUCUCUGUAAACAUGACGGCAGCUGUCAUCUCUGACAGAGGCCGGCCGGGGAAGAAGGGCAACAGUGCAGCCAUCUUCUCUCUCGUCUUGUUCAGUUGUUCCCUUUUUACUUUCUCAGUUCCUCUCCUCUUUUCUCGAGCCCUUGCAGUGUGUACGUUCAGUUUUACGUAACGUACGUACUUAGACACGUAACAUAAAUAUCGCAAGUUCUCUCC